UAUCUUCGGCCUGGUUCGACUUGCUUGAGUAACCCAGAAAGUGAUGAAAGAAGCAGCUUGGAGACUCCGUUGCUCGCUGGUGAGGCACAUUGAAGCACCUUUUGGGACUUAGACAUAAAAAUUUGAAGUCACUAUGAUGAUGGAUUUAUACUUUGGAGUCAGCCGAGUGUGCUUGAAGUGACUGGUAGAUUUUUGCGUGAAAUGGAUACUUCUGCUCUACCUCCGAGGUGGUUUCAUGGGAAGAUUAGACUGCUCUUCAUUUUAAUUGCUGUGUUAGUUGUUUCACAAUGUCUUGCAUUUCCCCUCUGGACAACAUUUUCUCUAUUCCAUUCUCAUAGACCUUCACCGGCACCGCCUGUUGAAUUUGCCUUCCCUGCAAUCAGAAAGGGGGAUAUGUCUGGACCAACCAUAAUCAGUCCCCUGCCUAAAGUUAUUUAUGCCUCUAGUUCAAAUGCUUUUGGGAAAGAAGCUGCUAUAAGCUAUGAAUUGGUAUCUGAUGGAGACAGGGACUCAAGAAAGGGAUUCAUUUUUGAGAAACGUGAAGUGCUUGAUAAGAGUUUUAAAGUGGAAGAUGUUGAAUAUGUAAAUUCCAAUUUCACUCAAAAAGGACCCAAGCAUGCACAAGGUCUCAUAGGGCAGACUGGACCAGUUGAUGAUAACAUUAGUUAUGUGUUCUAUGCCCCUGAAGCACACAGCAAAAUAGUAUUUGGUAAUAUUCAAGGUAAGGUGGAUAGCAAGCAAGUUAUAUCAAAAGGAACUCCUUCAGAGGUUAUCAAAUAUAUGAAAGCAGGUUUGAGCUCAUCUGAUAUGUUACUUACUGUAUCUUCAAAUCGAAGCGGAAUGCAAAGUGUGGUGGAAAUGGAACAUGAGAAUGAAAAGACUGAGCUAUUAGAAUCUACUUUGCCCGUCUUGAGAAAUAAAUCUAUGAUGGGUAUCCUAUCCACAAGGAAUAAGUUGAUUCAGCCAGCAUCAAUAACACAGAUGAACUCUUUAUUGCUUCAGACUUACAAUUCUUCUUCAUAUAUGAGGCCAAGAUGGUCAUCUCAACGUGACCGUGAACUAUUAUCUGCAAAAGUAGAUAUUGCAAAUGCCCCCGUCAUAGCAAAUCCUUCAGGACUCUAUGCACCUGUAUUUCGAAAUGUUUCCGAGUUUAUAAGGAGUUAUGAAUUGAUGGAGCGCAAGCUUAAAGUUUAUAUAUACAAAGAAGGAGAAAAACCUAUAUUUCAUCAACCAAAGAUGAGAGGACUUUAUGCUUCAGAAGGAUGGUUCAUGAAAUUGAUGGAGGCAAAUAAAAAUUUCAUUGUCAGGGAUCCCCGAAAAGCUCAUUUGUUUUACCUACCAUUUAGUACACAAAUGCUAAGGAUUAAUCUUUCUGGACAAAACUUCCAAAUUAAGAAGAUGGAGCAAUAUGUUGAAAGAUAUCUGGAAUUAAUUGCCAAAAAAUAUCGCUUCUGGAACAGAACUGAGGGAGCAGAUCACUUUUUUGUUGCUUGUCAUGAUUGGGCCUCCCGGAUCACAAGGCGGCCAAUGCAAAAUUGCAUCAGGUCUCUUUGCAAUGCUAAUAUUGUUCAAGGAUUCAAGAUAGGCAAGGACACAUCUCUACCUGUUACUUAUAUACAUUCUACGAUGGAUCCAAUAAGAGGUAUUGGAGAAAAACCUCCUUUGGAAAGACCUAUUCUUGCCUUUUUUGCAGGAGGCUUGCAUGGUUACCUCAGAGAAAUUCUACUAAAACACUGGCAGAAUAAAGUAACUGACAUGAAAAUUUUCGGUCCGAUGCCACGGGACCUGGAAGGUAAAAGAACUUACAGAGAAUACAUGAAGAGUAGCAAGUAUUGCAUAUGUGCUAGAGGUUAUGAGGUUCACACCCCAAGAGUAGUGGAAGCCAUUAUGUUUGAGUGUGUGCCAGUUAUCAUAUCAGAUAAUUAUGUGCCUCCUUUCUUUGAGGUAUUGAAUUGGGAAGAAUUUGCUCUAUUUGUUCAAGAAAAAGAUAUCCCUCGUCUAAGAAACAUACUUCUCUCAGUAACAGAAGAGAAGUACCAGGCAUUGCAGUUAGGAGUAAAGAAGGUGCAGAGGCAUUUUCAGUGGCACAGAAGUCCUGCCAAGUAUGAUUUAUUUCAUAUGAUUCUUCACUCAGUAUGGUUCAAUAGAGUUUCUCAGAUCAGACCCAGGUGAUAAUAUCUCUGGAUUAAUUGAAUGAAGCUUGAUUUGUUGGAGAAAGUUAGCAUAUGACAUAAGAGCAGUGUGAUGUUCUGAAGCUUGGCAUUGAAACUACAUUCACUGAAAUAGUUAUCUGGGUUCAGGCCGUGGCACGUAAUCUGUUUGGUUGUGGUUUUAUUGAUCUGGUCAGUGCCUGUUCAAGACACAAAUCUUGUUCCCAUCUCAUGUAUAUAACAGGACUUAUAAGCGGGGUUACUGAAUUGCUCUGUUGCAUGCAAUACAAUGAGAAGUGUAGGACAAAUUGAAUGGCAAGUUGCCUUAAUAAGAGCACUACUCGCCACGAUCAGGUCUCAAACGCAAGAUUGCCUUAAUA
Messenger RNA from Neltuma alba, 2530 nucleotides. RefSeq names its product probable glycosyltransferase At3g07620. Bases 202 to 2172 code for a protein of 656 amino acids. NCBI's taxonomy places the organism in Eukaryota, Viridiplantae, Streptophyta, Magnoliopsida, Fabales, Fabaceae. Gene Ontology annotation, molecular function: glycosyltransferase activity. The record is from RefSeq and is a predicted model, not a curated record. The transcript has 5 exons.